Chelonus insularis is the source of this 2453-nucleotide messenger RNA. Its product is annotated as adenylate kinase isoenzyme 5-like. Gene Ontology annotation, cellular component: cytoplasm; nucleus. The record is from RefSeq and is a predicted model, not a curated record. Lineage: Eukaryota; Metazoa; Arthropoda; Insecta; Hymenoptera; Braconidae. The coding region runs from base 119 to 2026 and encodes 635 amino acids. The transcript has 11 exons. Gene Ontology annotation, molecular function: UMP kinase activity; ATP binding. Gene Ontology annotation, biological process: UDP biosynthetic process; CDP biosynthetic process.
UGAUAACGUAAAAUUAUUAAUUAAUCAUUAAUAAAGUGAUAGAAAGUGAAUUAUGUGAUUAAUCAUGUAAAUUAAAUGGCCAUCAUUAUAUCAUUCCGGUAUAGUGGAGUCACUUAAUAUGGGUAUUUGUCUUGAUACUGAUCAACAAAACAGAUCACAAGUUUUCGAAGACGGUGAUGUUCAUGGUGGAAAAUGGCGUGGUGAAGCCGGUCUAUUAUCUACACCACCAGAUGGGCAUUUUCCUAUGCAAAAUGUCAGUCCGGUUAAAUUUGAACCACCAACGGUUCCAGUUAUAUUUGUACUUGGUGGUCCAGGGAGCGGUAAGGUGACACAUUGUGAUAAUUUGAUGCAAGAGAAAAAAGGAAUUACCCACAUCAACAUGACAGAUCUUCUGCAGCAAUAUGCGUUGGGAAAUGAUAUGCAAGACUUUAGCUUACUGAGUAGCAAAACUGUUGCGGAAGUGCUUAUGCUCGAAAUGAAAAUGUCUCCAAAUGCAAAGACUUUCCUCGUGAGUGGAUAUCCCAGAAAUAUGCGAGACGUUGUUGAAUAUUCUGAGAAGAUUCAAAUAGUCAAUGGAGUGAUUCUCGUUUCAUGGAAACAAGAAGUACUCGAGAGACAAAUUGAUUAUGGUGCUCAGCUGGGUCAUGUAAUCUUAAGUUUAGCGCGAAUGGAACUUAGAAAUUUUUAUAGGAAUGUUAUGCCUGUAGCUGAAUAUUUUGAUCGCAGUGGUGUUUUAGUUGAGGUCAAUGGAGAACGGAACCCAAGUGAUGUUUACAUUGACUUUCGUGAAGCUGUAAUGGAAAUUCUUGGAUUUUCUAAAUCUGGCUCAAGAGAACCAGCAUCACAGUCCUUAGAAGCAGAAGUGAAAGUAGAACGCGCUGAACCAAUUUCUGCUAGUCCGAAGACAGCUUACAUAGCUCCGUUAUCAUCUGAGCCAAAGACUAUUCUUUCUAAAACAGCGAUUAAACCCAGAAAAGGAUUACCUACAUUUAUUUGGGUAAUUGGUGGACCAGGAAGCAAUAAAUCAAGUUUGUGCAUUCAAGCUGUUAGAAACAUGCCAAAUUGGGCACACAUUAGUAUAGGAAGUUUACUAAGAACCAUGUCUACUUCGAAUAUGCUCGUAAAAGAAGCUAUUGUAACGGGUGAAAUGGUCUCACAAGAUGUAGUAAUGCAGCUCAUUGAACAACAAGUCUUGUUAAACCGUGACAGUGAUGGUAUCAUUAUUGAUGGUUUUCCAAGAGAUCUUAAUCAAGUUCAGGAAUUUGAGACCAAAUUCGGACAGGAACCACCAUUAAUUUUGUUAGACUGCUCUAAACUUCAGUUGGGCCGAGGAAAACUUGAUGAUACUGUUCCAGCAUUUAGGAGACGACUAGAACUCUUCAGAGAAGUAACAUUACCAGUAUUGAAAAUUAUUGAUAAUGAUAGUCGUCUAAUAACUAUAAAUGGUGAUACUGAUGUUCCUUCAGUGCAACAAGAAUUUUCAGCAGCAAUUUAUCAAUUAAUGCGUCAGUCACAUCAUAAAGAUGAAGAAAGUUUGAAAGAGCAUCAAAAUUCAUCGUCAAAUAAUUGGAAUUAUAUUAAUUCUAAUCAUAAUGAGCAUCAAACGAAAUCGCAUGUGCCUAAUAACUUAUCUAAAACUCCCAUAGAAAAUGGAGUUAGUACAAUCAGCAAUCAUGUAAAAAAACAGAAAGACAAAUUUGUUACUCAAAAAAAUAAAAUGGUCAAUGGAGUUCGACAUCAUAGUAAUAAAAAAGAUGUCGAUACGAAAGUACACCAAGUUUUAAAAGAAGGCAAUCGAAUCACUAAUGGGGUAAUAAGUUCUACUCGACAAAAUGGUCAUAUUGCACAUGCUGGUGACAUUAAUACAACUCAACGACUUUUUCAAAAUGGAGUAGUCCAUGUAACUAAUGGUAUUCCACCUGUGUUGAAUCGAGUAGCACCAGCUCCAUUAAAUCCUGAUAAUUCUGACAAAGUGACUAGAACAAACAAUAAAAUCAAUAAUUUUCAUGAAGAUUUAUACAUGUAAUUAUACAUAUUUCUAGUUUUUAGUGCGCUCAGUAUUAAUUUCAAAAAUGAAAAAUUUUAAUCAUGAUUCAUCACUUUUACGGCAUUAUACCUGCUAAAUAAACUGAAAAUUCUAAAAUUAUCGAUAAUACAUACAUGAAUUUGUUUACAUAAUUAAAUAAUGAUUAAAUAAAUGUCAGGUUAAUUAUCAUUCCAUAAAAGUGUUAAUGUCUCUGAUUCUUUAUCAAAUUUGUGUCAACUGUGAAGUCACAUAUUCGUUAAAUAUCAAAAUUUCAGUUUUGUAAUUUACGGUGUCACUAUCAAUUUGUAUGUAAUGAGUAUCAUCUAUAACAUUUUAUACACAAUUUUAUUAAUAACAAAAGUGGUACAUACAAUGGAUACUUUAAAUGUAUAUUUAGCAUUCAAAAAGUUACUUUCCAUCGAAAUAA